AGUGUCAGUUGAGCUCAGCUGAAGGCAAAGGAACAAAGAAAGAUCAAGACUCAGUGGCUGCUUUAGACAAAAGGAAAGUGAGAAGAGUCAAAGUCCUUUGUGAUGGAGAAAUUUAAGGCUGCUGUCUUGCUGGCAGGGGUAGGGGAUGCUCUUGGUUAUCGAAAUUUCACCCGAGAAAACAGUGCUUUAGGUGCAAAGAUCCAAGAGGAACUAAAGGAAAUUGGAGGACUUGAGAACCUGGUGCUGUCUGGAGACAAAUGGCCAGUAAGUGACAAUACCCUCAUGCACAUGGCUACAGCAGAGGCUGUCAUCACAGAUUACUGGUGUUUAGAAGACCUGUAUCGUGAUUUGGUAAAACACUAUGUUGAGAUUAUUGACAAACUUCCAGGGAAAUGGUCAGACCCCGCUACCAUUGAAGGUUGCUCACAGUUAAAACCAGAUAACUAUCUCCUAGCUUGGCAUACACCGUUCAAUGAAAAGGGUUCUGGAUUUGGAGCUGCUACAAAAGCCAUGUGUUUAGGGAUGAAAUACUGGAAGCCUGAGAGGCUAGAAACUCUUAUUGAAGUGAGCAUCGAGUGUGGACGAAUGACUCAUAAUCACCCUACAGGCUUUUUAGGGUCCUUUUGUACUGCUCUGUUUGUAUCAUAUGCAAUACAAGGAAAGCCACUUGUGCAGUGGGGAAGGGAAAUGAUGAAGGUGGUCCCAAUGGCUGAAGAAUAUUGCAAAAAGACCAUUCGACACAUGGCAGAAUAUCAGGAGCACUGGUUUUACUUUGAAGCCAAAUGGCAGUUUUAUUUGGAGGAGAGAGAAAUCACUGAAGAUAAUCAGAAUAAACCCAUCUUUCCUGAUAAUUAUGAUGCUGAGGAGAGAGAAAAGACUUACAGGAGGUGGAGUUCUGAAGGACGGGGUGGAAGAAGAGGCCAUGAUGCUCCCAUGAUUGCAUAUGAUGCUCUUUUAGGAUGUGGUGGUGACUGGACAGAACUUUGCAACCGAGCAAUGUUCCAUGGGGGGGAGAGCGCAGCCACUGGAUCUAUUGCCGGCUGCUUGUAUGGAUUGCUUUACGGCCUGAACAAGGUUCCCAAAGGCUUGUACCAGGAUCUUGAACUGAGGGAGAGGCUAGAAUACUUGGGCGAGUCUCUUUACCGACGAUCCACAGAGGAAAAGUAAAGCAGUUUCUGCCAUUUUUCUCUUUCUAUAAAGACUCUGUCAAACACUGUAGAUAACUGACUAGUUAUAAUAACACUGUUCUAGGCUGGUGAGGUUUAGUUCUAAAAGGUUGUGUGUAUAAGUGCAGUUAGCUGAGUCAUUCAGGAGUAACUGGACACUGUAAAUGUUCAGUUUUUCACAGAUGCAGGGACUUUGAGUAUCGAACUUGCUCUUAAAGUACAAUUCAGGUCAGUGAGAUUAUUUUAAAUAAAAAAUAUAUAAAUAACUAAACCCCUCUUAGUAUCAAAAUUCUGCCUACCUUACUAAUGCCACCCCUAAAACGCUAUUAUCAGUAGUCUCUUGUACACAUAUAUAAUUAAUUUUCAGAACUAAUGCUUAUUUUGCUGAACUAAUAGUAUGAUCCUUUUGUGAGGAUGUUUAGUUCCCUGUAGAUUUUAAACUUUUGACAAUUCUUCCACCUCCCUCUUUCCUCCUCCUCACAUCUAAUGUCUCUGUAAUACUUGAAACUCUAAUGUGUCACAGAUUAUUCAUUAAUGAAAUGUUAACCCUUUGUCAGCACUAUGGUGUGUAUGUAUUGUUAUGUGAGAAGCUUCCAGAAAGGAAAGGCCAACACUAGCAACACUGUCAAGGUACAGCAAAGCAUCAUUGUGUUUAACAUUUCUGCAUUAUGUUUUUUUCACUCUAGACUCUUCAAAACUCUUUUAAAAAGUUAACUGGCUGAAAUAUUUGUAAAUAAAUUAAUCUUAUGCUCAU
Chelonoidis abingdonii (Abingdon island giant tortoise) is the source of this 1920-nucleotide messenger RNA. RefSeq names its product ADP-ribosylhydrolase like 1 (gene ADPRHL1). NCBI's taxonomy places the organism in Eukaryota, Metazoa, Chordata, Testudines, Testudinidae. Gene Ontology annotation, molecular function: ADP-ribosylarginine-[protein] hydrolase activity; magnesium ion binding. Gene Ontology annotation, biological process: protein de-ADP-ribosylation. The record is from RefSeq and is a predicted model, not a curated record.